AUGUGGUUUGAGAGUCACUGCGUGGUGGUUGAGGGCGUGUGGAUGGUGGGAUUGUGGUGGUACAAGCUUCGCUCCAAACCGGGGAAGAAGGAAAAGGAGAGGGGGGAGAUCGAGGUGGACAUCCAGUUCAUGAGGAGCAGCAUGACAGCCAGCAUGUUUGACCUGUCCAUGAAGGACAAGCCUCGCUCUCCCUUUGGGAAGCUCAAAGACAAGCUCAAGGGCAAGAGGAGCAGCGGCCUCUCGGACACGGCGUCGGCGAUCGUUCCCAGCACCACCCACUCUCCUGCUGACAGCGAGGACGAGGCAGUCGAGAAGGAAAAGGAAAAGAAGAAAUCCAAGUUCAAAGCGCUGUUCUCCAAACCUGGGCUGCAGAAGACCCUGUCCCAGUCCAUGUCAGUCCUGCCCACGCAGCAGCCUGUCACCCAGAAGGUUCGGCUUCGGCCCAGCGACUUCCAGCCCCAGUGGGACGAGGAGGAGUCUGAGACCUCUCCGACCUCAGAACGAGCCCUUGGAAAUGCCCCGGAAGAGAAGCCAGCUCCUUCUCCUCUGUUUAAAUCUCGUAAAACAGCCCUUUUGGACAGCAGGCAGCUAACCCAAGGAACCAGUAACCACACCAAGAAGGAAGGGCUCUCUUUGUUCGGUGGCCUGAAAUCCAAAAGCGAUCCCGUUUCCAAGUCUAGCCUGUGCAUCAACGGCACUCACGUUUAUAUGGAAGAGACCACGACGAAGGACAACACUCCAGCCUCCUCCCCCUCUCCUCUCAACUUCAGGAGGAAGCAGCUCUUCGCUUCGGAGGAGAACCUGUCCUCCAGGUCCAGCAAACCACCCGAAGAGACAGGAAGAACCUCUCCUAGCCAGGCUUUCUCUGGGCCCACGUCCUUGGAGACCUUCAAAUCCAUGACUCUGCCGUCGUACAAACUGCUGAGCAGUGAGGAGCACCUGGACACCAGCGUUCCCCCGAGCACCGAGGCUGUGAGGGAGCCCAAAAAACCAGACCACAAAAAGUCUGCCUUGCUCUCCCUGGUCACCGGGAAGAAGGAGGUGGGGAAGAUGGGAGAUGCUGAGAAUAUUCCCGACAGGACCCUGCAGAGUGAGGAGAACAGAAUUCCAGAAGAGAACAGUGAAGAGGAGGCCAAAUGUCUUGAACCCCCAGCAGAGCUGGGCAGAGGGGACCCAUCAGGAGACACUCAGAGCACAGAAGACACCUUUGCAGACAAGCGGCCGCUCGGCCCUGGUGAGGAGGAACAGAAACCCGAAAAAGCUGCUGCCCCAGCCAAGACCAAAGCUGUGAGGCCCACAGUGAAGCCCAGUCGUAGAGCAGAGUCUCCGAAAAAGCCAACAGCCGAGGGCUUCGCAGAUAAAGCGGGAAAUUCGGGCAAGAAGAAGCUUCUCCAGGCACGGGUUUCACCCUCCGAAACGUUCCCUAAGCAAACCCUGCGGGGUGGUGAAACCGUGUCUCCCAAGCACAGACUCCAUCCUGUGAAGCCAAUGAAUGCCAUGGCAGACAAGUCUCAGAGUAAAAACCUGAAUGUCAUCGGCACCAUGAACGAAAAACUGCUGGAAAUGAGUGUGAAGAAAUACGAGCCCUCAGACCCUGCCUACGCCUAUGCCCAGCUGACACACGACGAGCUGAUCCAGCUGGUGCUGAAGCAGAAGGACACGAUCACCAGGAAGGACGUCCAGGUGCGGGAGCUCGAGGACUACAUCGACAACCUGCUCGUCAGGGUCAUGGAAGAAACCCCCAACAUCCUCCGCGUUUCCAUGUCUGGGAACAAAAAAGCUGGGAAGAUGUGAAGGGUCUGGGAGUGCUGGAGAAGAAGGGCUGAGCUCCCACUGGAGGAGUGUGAGGAGCCGGUUGUGCCGCCCCUGGAAAAUGACCUUUUUCCUGUUUCUGCCUUGAGCAACUCUCGGGUUGAUUAGUAGUUCCAUCAGCUCUCGUAAUGGAGUCACCUUAUCAUAUUUAUUAUUUGUUUUCUUCCCAUUGUCUGGGAAGAUCAGGCAUUAAUCCAAAGGCUGGUAGUGAUGGAAGGGAGGAGGGUUUUUGAUGUGUUUUGCUUCCCAGCAAGGCACUGAUGAUCCUUUAGGAAGAUUGGUUUUUUUAAUGGUUUUGUUUUGUAGCAGCUCUGAUAGAUCAGUUACUCUUCUUUCCAUAUCUGAAGUUGUAGUGCAAUAUGGAGCCUUGUACAGUAGAGCUUGAAGAUUUGAUUGUUUUUAAAAUAAUAAUUAACUACACUGGAGAAGUCCAAAGAUGCCCCAGCUUCAGACCUGGGCUGUAAUUUAAAAGGAAUUAAUGCCCUGAAAGUUGAAGCUAAGUUAAAAGAUUAGAAAGGAAGAAGCAAAUCUCAGUUCAAGUGGAUGUUGUUCCAAAGAGCUCUCCAAGGGGAGCUUUGCAGGAUUUUUGGUGUAGGAGACGUUGAUGUUCACGGUCCGUCUCUACCAUAGGAAUGGCAGCAACGGGUUUGGACCAAAGGUACUUUGCUGCUCAGAGGGGGAGGAAUCCUGUGGAGCUGAGGGGUGGUGGUUUUGCUGGACAAUCAGUGGAGACAGGGAUGUUCUCCUCCCCACCCCACAGCAGGAGCAGCUCAGUGCUGCUGAGCAGCCACCACAACCUCUUCCUCCUCCUCCUCUUCCUCUGAAAACUAAAUGUGACUUUUUUUUUUUUAAGCGAGCUCUUGUCAAAGAUCAAAAAAAGAAAAAAGAAAGAUCAGAUGCCUCUUUGCCCCUCUGGGAUUUACCAGCGCUGGGAGGGUCCAUAAAGGGCUUAGAAGGAAGUUGGAAUACAGAGUGGGGAGCAGAGGACCAAAGCUUCAUGAGGACCAAAGCUUAAAAGCUUUCCAACCUUAAUUCUGUGGAAGUAAACACUCCCACCUUUGGAAGUCGUUGGGUUAUUGGCUCUCACCCCUGGCUCAGGGGUGAGUUUCUAACUCACUUUUUCUACAGCAAAGCACUUUACUGAGGGACUGGACCAGCUGGCUGGACUCUCACCCUGUGAGCAGUCUGCCUACAAUUGUCAGGAACCACUGGAGAUCUCAAAUACUGUAUUUUUGUAGCAAAGAGCAGUUUAAUAUAUUUGCCUGGAGAUGUAAACAUUUAUUAGGAAAAUCAAAAAAAAUACUGUUAAUGACAUUUUCAUUCCUCUAAACUGACCUACUACCAAAGUCUGGAGCUUCUCUGGCAGAGCUGCCCCUUAGGGGGAGCUCGACCUGAAACAAGCCUUAAGUUCAAGAGUCUUCCAAGACUUCAGGUACUUCUUUUUCCUCAUUUUAGUGUUAUUUGAGCAGUGUCUGCAGCGAGGGGGGUUCUCUCUGUUCUCCUGUACCCCCUGCUAUGAAUGAAGGGUCCCAGACGCAGGCAGGAGUGGUUUAAUCCUGAGUGGUGCUGGUUGGCCUUGCUGAAACUGCUGCUGCUUCUUGUGCCUUCUUGAGGGAGGAAAGAUGAAGGAUUGAUUUGUUUCCUCCUUGUGCCUCGGUGGAUCUCUGGAAAAGAGGAUCCUGUACCUCACUGACAGAUUUGGAUUUUAGACUUUUAUUCCUCAGCUUUUCUGAUCUGGGUCACAAAGGAGAACCGUUUGUGCCUUGGACCUCGUUUUUAUUGACAACACUUCUUAAAACCUUCCUUUGGUGUGAGGGGACUGACAUUUUAUUUCCUUUAAGGGCCUUAAGAAUCAAAUAUGUUGUUUUAUUAUUAUUGAAGGAUCUGAAUGUAUUUCCCCCCCCCCCCCCGUUUGUACUCUCUGCUUUUUAGCCCAGGUACUGUUUUGUUUUUAAACACCUUUUUGGUUUUCAUGGAACACUAAAAAUAAAAAAAAAAACACCUUAAACCC
Neopelma chrysocephalum (saffron-crested tyrant-manakin) is the source of this 3823-nucleotide messenger RNA. RefSeq names its product RAB11 family interacting protein 1 (gene RAB11FIP1). The record is from RefSeq and is a predicted model, not a curated record. Bases 1 to 1794 code for a protein of 597 amino acids. Gene Ontology annotation, molecular function: small GTPase binding. Lineage: Eukaryota; Metazoa; Chordata; Aves; Passeriformes; Pipridae. Gene Ontology annotation, biological process: regulated exocytosis. Gene Ontology annotation, cellular component: intracellular membrane-bounded organelle. The transcript has 6 exons.